AUGUGUGAUCAGAUUUCCGAUGCCAUUUUGGAUGCUCAUUUAGAACAAGAUCCCUUUGCAAAAGUUGCUUGCGAAACUGCAACCAAGACUGGAAUGGUGAUGGCUUUUGGGGAAAUCACCUCGUCAGCACGAGUAGAUUAUCAAGCCGUGAUACGAAACACCGUUAAAGAAAUUGGCUACGAUGAUUCUUCCAAAGGCUUUGACUACAAAACGUGCAGUGUUUUGUUAUCGCUCGAGGAGCAAGUUGGGGAGAUUGCCCGAAGCGUGCAUUUAAACAAGAAAGAGUUGGAAGUUGGGGCCGGCGACCAAGGUUUAAUGUUUGGCUAUGCAACUGAUGAAACUGAAGAGUUAAUGCCUCUUACAACUGUACUGUCCCACAAACUGACUAAAAAACUUAGAGACUGCAGAGUGGAUGGGACUUUGCCGUGGCUAAGACCGGAUGGAAAAACUCAGGUGACUGUGGAGUAUAGUAUGAAAGGUGGUGCAUGUGUCCCACAGCGGGUGCACACCGUUUUGAUCUCCAGCCAGCAUGCAGAUGGAGUACCAGUGGAGGAAAUUCGACACCAUUUCAAAGAGACUGUCAUAAAAGGUGUCAUCCCUGAAAAAUACCUGGAUGAAAGAACUGUUUUCCAUCUACUACCCUCUGGGCAAUUUCUUUAUGGGGGUCCCAUGGGUGAUGCCGGCCUUACUGGUCGCAAAAUUAUUGUAGAUACAUAUGGGGGGUGGGGUGCACACGGAGGCGGGGCCUUCUCGGGAAAAGAUGCAACUAAGGUGGAUAGAUCGGCAAGUUAUGCGUGCAGGUGGAUUGCAAAGUCAUUAGUUGCGGCAGGGCUUUGUAGGCGCGUUUUAGUGCAAGUAGCGUAUGCAAUAAGCAUCCCUGAGCCCUUGUCAGUUUCUGUCUUCAGCUAUGGAAGCAGUGAGUUGCCUGAUGAUGAGCUUCUAAGAAUUAUUCAGAAGAAUUUUGAUCUCAGGCCCGGUGCAAUCAUCAGGGACCUUGAUCUGCGUAAACCCAUUUUCAACGCCACCAGUGUCUUUGGCCAUUUCAAGCCUGGUUUUCUGUGGGAGGAGCCAAAAAAAUUGGACUUUUAAUGGUAAAACCAAACCACAUGUAUGUGAGUGUACCACUAUCAUAUCAUUAUGUUUCAUAGCCCAGUGGGCCAUUCAAAUAAGUUUUCGAUAUCUAUUCGUAUAAAAAAAGAAAAAAACAUUGAUUUAUCUUUCUGAAGUUAUUUGGGUCAUGAAUGAGGGAUGAAACCCAUACAGUAACUUGAAAACUAAAUUCAAUAACUGUCCUAGUUUUUUAAAAAAUAUAUAUUGAUGAUUUAUUUAGCACCAGGAUCUAGAACAGAGUUUAGUGAAAAAAUUGAAAAGAAAAUUUAAAACUAAGUUUUGUAAGUAAGUCUUUUUAAGAGGUUAUGAGAAUUACUGUAUUUUAGAGUAGGAUGUUUGGGGUCUGUUUAAACAGUGCAAAGACAUAAGAUGAUUCUUUGUACUGAAAAGUCAGAAAACUUUAUAGAUUUGAGUGUUUAUAGGGAAAUGUAUUGUUUCAGAAAAUAGUUAGACCUUCACACUCCUUUUUUGGGUUAUGACCUGCACAGCAGGUGAAAUUUUCAGUCCAGAGAUAGUAUGGAGUCUCUCUGAAACUGCACACUUUUGUUGAGAGUAUGAUUUUAUAGUGGUUUAGUCAGGAGUAGGGCGAGGGGUAGGUAUUACAAAAAGGUUUUUGGCUCUUGCACCAUGUUUCAUACCCUUCUUGCACAGGAAUACUAAGUUAUCACACAGGCUAGCCAGGAUAGGCUAGUGAUCCCUUUAUUUAUAGUCAAUUUGCAACAACAACAAAAAAUUCCCUUUUUCUGGUUUUUUUACCUUACUGGUCAACAUUGUGAAUUUUCCAUGAUUUCUCAUGGAUUUUGUAAAUCAAGAUGUCAUUUUAUUUCGUAUUUUUUCAUUUUGAUAGUAACACUUCAUAUGCACAAGCAGCUCAUUUAGAGACACUACAGUUGACUUUUUUUAAAAUCUGAUGAUAAACUGAAACUAUCAACAAUUGUAAACUAUCCCACUUGUCAUUAAAAAGUGGAUUUAUAAUUUAAUGUCUCUUCAUUGUCCUUUUUCAUGAGUACUGUCAGGCUUAGCCUGCAUAGCUAGCGGGAUAAGCAUGGGAGUGCUGUAUUGUUUUUUGGCGACGGAGCCUCAAGAAGGGUGGGUAUACAAGUCAAGUCAAGUCAAAAAUCCCUCAUGGCUUCGCCGUUCACUUCACAUCGUGGCUUCAUCACCAAAAAAGUUCCCUGGGCACAAGAAUCCCGACAGCUAUGCAGGCUGUGUCAGGCUGGUUAGGGUUCAAAGCAUGCAAGGUUUCCCCUUUUCGUAAAAUGGAUGAAGUACCGCCAGAGAGGAAACCAUUCCCCACCCCCCCUCCUGUAGCUGAUUAUUCCUGAGUGGGGGGCGAAACUUUCACAUCAUAAAUAAAAACGUUACCAGUCUGAGCAUGGUUUGAGCUCUAAACAGGCAUAAAAACAACAGGGCCGGGUUGUUCGAAGCUGGGUUAAGAUAACCUUGGGUUAGUGCGAAGUUUGAACUCAGUUAUGACAGGCUUAAAAAGCAAAUUCAGGAUAAUUCACUUUGCCUACAAUUUGAUUAUUGGAUACUCUAAAAAGAAGAGAGAAAAUUAUCCGAGAUAGUGCUUUUGAUGAAAAGAAAAAGAAACACCGGGUAAAAUUUAACCCCGGGUUAGCGCUAAACUGGGCCCAAGGUUACAAAACAGACAACCAAAUAAGAGCUAUCAAGCUAUGGUGUUUUGUAAUUGCUAUGGAAAUGGUGUCAUGAGCUUUCUCUGUCAUGUGCACACACAACUGUAAGUGAUACCUGUAUUAGUAUAUAAAAGAAAUAUUGGCGAAAUAUCAGCAUUCCUUCCUGAGCAUCCCGAAUGUAUCAAAUCUGCCGUAUACAGCCCUAGACUAGGCAAGAACUAUCAUAUCCCAGCCCGUUUACAUGGGAGUUGCCCCCUCUUGAAUGUCUUCCGUCCUGGUAAUUUUUUUAAAUGAUUACGGUGGUGCAUUUCGUGUCAAGGCAGUGUUGCUCAAGCGCUACUCCGCGAGUCGGUCCCCGCCCGACGCCCCGCCCACACCCUUGUUUUUCGUCAAGUAACUUCCGGUCAGCAGGCAAAAUGGUCACGCAUGCUCAAUUGGAAGAUGUUAUGACUGCGAAGGAAAGAGGUGAAGUCAUCAAAAAUCGACGAAGACAGCAAAAUGUUUUCCUAUUUUCCCAUAAAGGGUUCCUUAUAAUGAAGGAAGAGAGUGUCAUAAAGAGCGCCUGAUGCAUUUAGAAAACGAAGAUGGCGAAAAUGUAUGAUUUAUGUCGCUGUUCCCUCGGGCAUAGCCAUCGGAAAUCCUGCAUUUCUCCCACACAGAUACUCAGCAGUUUUUGGGCAGACUGAGCAAAACGUCUCGAAUUUAUCUAAUAUCGACCACACGGGAAGACGCAGGGGAGGCAAAGUCAAGAUGCUACACGUAUUUCAUGUGGACUUGGGAACGGUAUACACUUUUGAGAUGGAGCUCGCAAUGGAAAGGUAAAAUCAUUCUUGAAAUAUUCAGAAUAUGAAAGUGUGUAAUUCAUGUAAACUUGUUUGGUUCUGCUUGCCCUAGCUAGAAAGCUUAUCUAUGUAAAACUUUUCGAAUACAGAUUAUAAACAAUGUUUCUUUCUUUGAAUUGCGUGAAUAUUUCAGUUGGCACACAAAUGUAUUAAUAGGUGGUUUGUUGAUGAAAGUUAAUUUUAGAACAAGUGCUAGCUAUGAAUUGAUACUGUAGACGUUAAUAUUUUAGUUUCGUCAAUAUUAUUUAACUCCACUUUUCUUAAUUGGUUUAUUAUUGUUGACAACUAUAAAUAAUUCUGUGAACAUUUUUGGCAAAGCAUACGUUUUGUACAAAAAUUUUGUUCUUUCAGUUGUGGUUUAAUUUUGUUUCACUUGUAGCGUUGUACUUUCCUUCGACUCAGACCAUCACCAUUAUUUAAGAUUAAAAAAAUAAAACCCUUUUCCAAAAUAUCUGAAUGUCAAUUCAUCCACCAGCAAGGUAAUUAUAUGGAAAUCAAUCUAGAGAAGUUGGAUAGUGUGGCCUAGAGGGUUUUAAAACAUAAACAUUCACCUAGUGUACUUGCUGUCUUUAACAGUGUCCAGUUACUUAUGAGCACAGUAGCCUCUGUGACUGGAAUCCCUGAGGAUAAGCAAGUACUGUUGAUAUCCAGUGGUGAAGCACUUGAUCCAUCAGAGAGAGUUUGUAGCUACAGCAGUGCUGGAACUGUAAGUAAACUGCAAUUCAGUGGUGUUACAGUCAACCUCUUUUAGAGAUGCCAGCCUCUGGAAAUCUAAAAUCUGGAGACUCUCUCUUUUGCAUUACCCCCCUGAAUAUCAACGAUUGACCCCCUGACCCUGAACCCCCCCAUAAGCACAAUUCGAUCUAGUCCCUAAUCUUACAUGAGGUACAGACCAUCACAAUUAGCUUUUAUAAAUGUAAUGGCGAAAUAAUCUUUUUCAGUGAUGACAUACAUGCGAAAAUGCCCCAGAAACCAAACUUUGAAUCAACGAAAAUUCGAAUUUUGGGAGAAAAUGGGAUGAAUUCCAAAUUAAAGCACAGAAAAGCUCAUAACUCGAUUUUAUCUGGGAGAUUUGGUGACCUGCACAGGAGUCCGGGAGAUUGUUAUCAUAUCCGGGAGAUUCCCGGUCAAUCCGGGAGAGUUAGCAUGUACACUCUUUAUAAGAUGAACACCUCUCUUAAGUGGCAGUUGGCUCCUACCUUUUUCAGCCAGUUUCUUUGGCUAUCAAUAUAAUUAUAGUGGACACCUUCCAGGGUUUGUACUGUUCCUUGAAGCCUUUGAACUUAUUUUUUAUUUUAAGGGUACGUAAAUAACCUUAAAAAGGAGAAUUUCUGCUUAAAGUGGGUUAAAAGCUGUAUCCCAUAAAAGAUCUCACAUGUGAGUAGGCCCACUAGUCAGUAGAUGUUAUUUUUGAUGUCAUCUGUAGGCAAAGGAAAGGGCUCUGAAAUAAUAUUGUUAUGGCUGUCUGUGCCUUGGAUACAGUGAAAAGUGAAGACAGUUCUGGGGGAUGAUUAGGGCCUGUUUUUCUCUUUGGAGUUUAGGACUCAUGGCUAGGUUGCCAGAGUUUGCUAGCCCUAGCCUAGGAGCAACUAUUAUCUCAAAAAAAAUGAGCUGAAACUUUGAAAAUAACAAGGGAUGCAGCGAUUUAGUUGAUGUGUAUCGAAGAUCUUACUUAUGUUACUUUUUCCUCUAUCUGUGAAGAAAAGAAUCAGAACCCUGGUGUACAUGUUUUACAAGUGUUUCUGGUUAAUACCAUCUCCAUUUUUUAAGAAAAAGGUUAGGUGACGCACUUGUGGAUGAAAAUCAAAAAUAUAUUCUUAAUCUAUUUUUCUAACAGGACACCAACCCAAUAUUCCUGUUCAGUAAAUCCACUAUUGAGUCACCUGUACCUCCAUCACCUAGCCUUAACCUGGGAUCUGGUGAGUACUACAUGUAUGUUAUUUCUAUGUUAUAGUGGAAUUUUUACUAAUUUUUCUUUUAAUGCAGAGGUUUUAAUUUGCGCAUGUGCUAAUUCCAACCCUUCAGUCACACCCCCACCUGCACUUGCAUACUAGGAAAAAGAAACCUGGGUUAAAAUUUAACCCAGGGUUAAUGCUAAUUGGCCCUGGAACCACUGGGCCCAGGUCAAUUAAAUUCAGGUUCAAUUUUUUUAACCUAGGUUGAUUCUCAAUUUCCUUUGUCUCUUAGCCCUAAUCCAUGAAUAGUUAGGGCUAGGAGACAAAGGAAAUUGAGAAUCAACCGAGGUUAAAAAAUAUUAAACUGAGUUUAAAUUUGACUUGUAACAUUUACACCAUAACUGGAUACCUUUUUGAGCCGACAUAAAUAAAACACUAUCUGGUACAAAAUAUAUGUGAACACAACAGGCUCACAGAACUGGAACAAGUUGUUUCUGUGUAAUGUGAACACAAGUAGUAAUUUAUGAUAUUAUAGUAGUUUGUAGGUACAUUUUUAUUGGUUAUAUUGAUAAAAUUAUUAGAGACCUUAAGAUACCCCGAAAUCGGUGUACGGGUAACGGGUAGCGCCAUGUUUUUUCCAUUUUGUGGUGACGUCAUCGACCUUGCCCGGUAGAACCAGCCGUUUUUCCGGGGUAGACACCAGUUUACCCGUAGAAGAUUUACGAGUAGCUGCAAGUCCUACAUGAUGGAGAAGCGAGUAAGUUUUUAAGACUUUUUAAGUACAAAUGUAAAUUGUAUGACUUCUUGGCAAUGUUAUUGCAAGUCUGUUCAAAUAUUUUUGCCAAUUUUGAAUUUUAGCUGUAAAGAAAGCGCUUCAAAAUGUAUAGUGAUUUUAGACCUCAAAUGUGCAGGUUGAACUCUGAAACGAUAUCAAUUUGUGGCGGUAUUUGGGGGGGAUUUCUGAGAAUUGCUCGAAGGUUUGAGUUUCGCAAAAGAAAUAGCAUUGAAAUAUUUAGCAUGGGAGCCACUGUUGAAGUUGACAAUCAAAGGAAUUGUUUGGUGAUGUGCCUCGAUCAAAAUGGCGGGGUUUGCGAUAACAAGCUUUCGGUCGAGGGACUUCCCGCCAAGUCUCUUAAAAUCUUUCCAUGAUAUUUCAAUAAGCUUAUGUAUGAAUCAAUUAUUUGUUGCAGCUUGUUGUUAAGAUAUGAAGUGUAGAAUUUGAGGGAGAUUUUGUAUGCAUUAAGCGACAUGCAUGUACGAAGUUCAUUUUGCGUGCUUGUUCUUCGGGUAUCUUAAUCGAAAUAGUCAUGCACAUGAACACUUUACGUGUACGGGUACACUACCCGUACCCAUACACCGAUACCGGGGUAUCUUAAGGUCUCUAUUAUUGUGAAGGCGGCGUGGCUGAGUGGUCAGCACGUCGGACUCGCAAUCCAGUGGUCCCGGGUUCGAAUCCCGUUCUGGUCACUGGCUGGAUUUGUUCUCGGUCGUCCCGAGUUCAAAUUCUGGCCACGCUUGUAAAUAGCCAACUGGUUGCCUCCUGCCAGUUGGGGUUUUAAAUCAUGUUAUGUUGUAUUUGAAUUAUUUGUUUUCUAAGUAUUUACUGAUUGUAAAGCGGUUUGGAUCACUAAGAGAAAGGCGCUAUAUAGGUGUAUAUUAUUAUUAUUAUUGUACUACAUUAAUUUUUGUUCCUUCCAGAAGCCAAUUUAAAGGAGCAAGUUGAAAAGUCCUUUAAUCUGCCACCAACUUAUGAGACUGUUGUAUCUAGAGCUCAGCUAGCAACUGUAAGUGAUCUACAUGUAAACAAUAACAUUAUGAUGGCAUUCUACUGUGUAAGCAGAAAUGUUACCUCCGAAAAGGAAAUGAGAGGGCCAGGAGGAGGCUCUUGAUGUUGAUAAAAUUCUUGUUAAAGGGUAAAGAAGACUGAGUACCCAGACGUGCAUUAUAUAAACGUCCUGUCCCUUAAAAAUAUUUGCAUUAAAUCCUUUAGAAUUAGCGCUUGGAGUGCUUAUUUAAUUUUGGUUGUUGAACGAAGGUAAUUAUUUGAGUGCGGCUCCUUGUGUUCUUGAAAUUUCAGCUACAAUAUAGCAUUGUCCUUGUUUCAACUGAAAAAAUAACUGAUUAUUUAAAUACGUAAUUAUACGAUAAAAACUGAGAAGUUAACUCUUAUCAUUUUUAAAAUUUUAUUUUAGGACUUCCAUUCACUAGCAGUGGAGAUUGCAGAUAACUGUGAAAACCUUGUGUGCGAACAGAAACUGCAACAGAAAGGAUGGGCAGCAGUUGUGGCAAACUUAGAGACCAUCGCGAGGUAUUGCUGCAUGGUAGACAAAGAGUGUUUUCUUAAAAUAAUAUUGUGCUUUAGUGCUCUUUUCAAAACCAUGCAAACUCUGAAGUUCAAAAGCCGCGUAAAGUUUUUGCUCUUUGCUGUCCUCAAACAUCUUUGUGGACCUCUUAGGAAACAGAAGUUUACUUCUACGAGUUUAACAGUUCAUGGUUUGUGAUUUGUGAUUGGUGAAUUUUGAUCUAUUUUAUCUAGUUCUGUGUUUCAAGGAAUUACUUGUGUAUGAUUGACAGCAGCUAAAAAUGUGCUAUAUUGUAAGCUGGCUUUUGAAAGUUGUAUUUUCUUUAUUGGAACAGUGAGUUUAGGUCGAGAUCAAGCAGUGUUCACCAAAUCUACACGGAAUUUCUUGAUUCAAGGACAAGAUACAUAGAGCUUUUAGACAGGUACAUCUAUUUCUCAAAUUUUUUUCAAGGGAAUCCUUUGACAGGAGUUGAUGAAAUGACAUUGGUAUGUUGAUUAAUCUUGAUACUCCAAAUCCAUUACAAAAUCCAGAUGACUUAAUGAACAAAAAGAUAUUGAAGAUGAGGAUAAGACUGUUCAUGGUCUACAUUGUAAGGUCAUUGAAAAUCUAUUAGAGGCAAAGGAAAAAUAAAUCUGGAGAAUUUUUUCCGUUCCUGUGAGUUGCAACCCUGGAUGCUGUCUCGAUAAAGGAACCCCCCUAAUUAAAAACAUUUAGGCUUUAUUAUAUUUAGCCGUGUCACAGAGGGGGAAUUUAACCUCAGUUAAUAACGUCUGCGAAGCAGCACUGAAGUCCUUGUUUUGGGACCCUAACGGAUGCAACAAAGUGCAUUUCAAAUUUCUUUUCAUCCUGAUCAGAAAAUAGACAAUUGGUUUUUUAACAGGUCAAUCAUGGCACAUACUCAAAUGUGGGGGCCCAGAACAGGGAUAUUCAUUUUUGGCACUGUUUCGCAGACAGAGAAGUUAACAGCGUUUAGUUCCACCUGUGGUGCAGGCUUGAUUUGAUUUUGUUCAUAGUUUGUUUGGAAUGCUUCCUCCCUUUUAGGUUCAAGCAGAUGCUGCCAUUGUUAGCCAGAGUACCUGUUUUACCUUGCCUAAUCACUAGACAGCUGUUUAAGGACAGGCUGCAAGGUGGAUUCAGUCUCUUAGACUGGAUUAGUGCACAGGUAACCCAUGCUUGGUAGAGUGUUUGUUCUUUGUACUGGUGAAAGCUUUAAUAAUUCCUUAGAGGGGGAAUGUGAGACUUACUUGUUAAGAAAUUUCAAUAUCAUUGAAAGAGUUACAGGAUAUUUAACAAUUAUUCCUUGAACUUGAAUGGGCUCGGAGUCAAUAGCUGAUGAGGCACUCAAAGGCCAUGAGGGCAAGAGGAAUAAUUAUUGUUUUAGUAAAAUCCAACUAGGUGGUCAAAAAUAUCGAGACAAAACAACUUUAGCUAGCAAAACGCGAUUCAACCGCCAUUGUUUCGGUUUUCAAAGCCUGGGGUUUUCACUACUAGUGGGCUAUAACAUAUAGCCUAGUAGUAGUUCAACCAAUCAGAACACAGCGUUGGUAAAAGACCGCUAGUUGGAUUUUACUAAAAUAAUUUAUUAUUGUGGAUAUAAAUUUUAAAAAAAUAUUGAUGUACUUUGAGUACAAUGAAGUGUAUGGAGUUGUUGUUAUUAAAAGUUGAUUCUUUUGGUUAGGAUAACAAGAACAGUCUCCAGGAUAUGGUUAAACAGUGUAUCGAGGCAGUUGAGCAGGUAAACAGAAAAAGAAACAAAUGGAAAAGGGAUCUUUGUUUUGUUCUUCUUUUUAAAGAGGAGAUUUUUAGCAUAAUUCGGAAUGGUGAUGUGUUCAGAAUCUUGUGUUCAAAGAAAGUACAUGUACAAUACUUGGUGAAAAAAAGAAGGCAACUUGAAGUGAAAUCUUGAAGCUUUUAAGAAUUAACAAGUAUUGUACAGUUGUUUAUGUUGUUAGUAAUGUUGGAAUCUGAGUGUACUUACUGUGGUAUCCUUAAUUUUUCAGUUUGAUGAAUCUCAUCUCAGUGAAAUCACUGGGGAGGUAAAUCAAGUGUUAGGUAAGUGCUUCUAAGUAUCUUUCUAACAUUGUACUUUAUUCAAAUCUUUCUCCAUCAAAGACAUCCUCUAUUGCUCCACCUGCCCUCAGCUGUCAGAUGGCACUUAAACAUUUGUUGCAUCUUACAAGUCAUACAAAAUAUAGGUUCCUCUAAAAGGCAUUAACCCCGGGGGUGGGGGGUAAUCCCCAUUAUGGGCUACCGGGCUAUACAGGUAUGUGCUGCUUAACAGGGUACAUGCUUUUUGCCUGUCUGGCUCAGACUGUCUGACUCUGGAACAGAAUAUGAAAAUUACCCUUUAUGUUUGAAAGAGGGAUAGAUUAAUUUUACCUCAGUUUGACUCUGGAACAGGGUCAGUUUUUUCCCUAUGAUGCCUGAUUAUUCCCAAUCAAGCUUACAUGUAUAUAGGUGCGAAACUGCACUUCCCUUGUUUUUCAUCACUAAGCCAGCCAUAUGAACAGGCUUUCUAUUUUUACAAUAUUAUUGUCUGGAACAGGGUUGCUAAUUCAUCUGGAAAAGGACCAGAAUGUCAAUGACUCAACAGACCCCAUAAGAAAAAAAAAUGGGAUUACUCACUUCCAGUCCCCAGACAUUAACCAUCCUGUGUGUGGCCAAGUGGUUAACACCUUGAACUCCGGAUGUGAAGGUCCAGGAUUCCAGGGUUCAAGCCUCACCUGUUGCGUUGUUUCCUUAGACAGGGAACUUUACUCCACUUUUUCUCUCUUCAUCUAGCUAGGUGUAUAAAUGGGUACUAGCGACAUACUGCUGGGGGCGGGGAGGGGGGGGAACCCUGCAAUGGACUAGGAUCCCAUCCAAGGGGGAAUAGCAAUACUCCUAGGCAUGCCUCAUGCUAGGGAAACCAGGAUAAGGUCAGGCCGUUUGGGCCUUUGGCUUGUGUGUGCCUUCACCUUACCCUUUUACCUUUGGCUAUAAAGAAAUUAGAAGGUCUUUGUCUACUGGGACACUUAAUCAAGGUAUAUGUCAUUUGACAUGUUUUAAUCUUUUCAAACCAGAAUCUCUUGACAACACUAACAUGAAAGAGAUAAAAGGAUUGGAUGAAAGACUAGCAGGACUCCAGCAGCUUCUUCAGAAUGUUCAGACCUUGACACAGUCACAGGCAGAUAUGGCUCAGGGUUUUCAGCAGAACCAAGCUCGAGCGCAGAAUAUUGGUGACCCCUCGGUGCUUCCUGAUCUUUGUGCUAGUCACCAGAAACAGCUUAAGAUGCUGAUGAAGAAUCAUUCACUUUUGAGGUGAGCUCAGUGUAUUCCAGUAGGCUUUGAUGUAGUCCAUACAGUCACAGUGUGCAAAAAGAGUCAUGUCCAAUAAGCCGCAGCUAUUGGAUUUUGCAAUCUGGCUUAUGCACCAUUCUCAGCAUUUCUUGUAUCUUCACCAGACUAAGACUUUUCCAAAACUGUCGCACGUUUUGCGCAAAUUCAUGAGUCUGGCUAAUUUCACUCAAGAUAGCGUCGGCCGAAAAGUCAACCUUUUGCUUUUUGGACGCCAUCUUGGAAGGGCCUGGGAACAACAACACGCUAUACGCUACUAUGCCACUAUGCUACUACCAUACAACCCACUUAUAACAACCUACCUUUUAUUUUUUAUACUAUGUAACUAUGAGUAGUAGAACUGUAGUUUCAAAAAUCUACCUCUAUCAUAAAACAUGCCUCUCACGAUCUGGCUCACUAGUAAAUUCUGUUCUCAACUUGCCCAUUGGGUUGAUCUCAAGAGAGCUGGGUAACAUCUGUAGAAAGCUUUUUGUGUUGUUAUUAGUUCUACCGAGACAAUUCUUUUGAUGAAAAGUGUCUUUUUUAUUCAAGGGAUGUAAGGAAAAGAUGUGCAAAAGCCAAAGAUGAACUGUCUACUAAUCUCCACACUAGACUAAGGUAUUAUUAAAAUAUUAUGUUUGAAGAAUAAGAACUUAGCAUGUACAUGGUAUUCUUUAAAAGUAAGUGAUAUGGAGUAUCUGUUCAAAAUUAAAGAGCCUCAUGAAAAUAAAUUCAGGAUUAGAGUUAUCUGAACUUCAAACAGCUCAGCAAGCUCAGCCCUGAUAACUUGUCGUCGGUGAUUCUAAUAAUAAUUACGACCACCUACAUAUGUGUAUGAAUUGUGUUACAACCGUUUGGCUGUGUGUCUGUAGUUUUCCUUUCUUCAUUAAUGAAAUAAAAAUUUACUUGGCCUUGCAGGUGGAUUAUGUAUGUGGAAAAGAAAAUAUGUGACUGUGACGGCACUGUAAUAAUGUACCAUGAAAAUAUCAGAAGAAUCAAAAGAAGGUUAGUAUUAGUAGAGCAACGCACCGGCAACGCGGAGGUCACGGGUUUGAAUCCCGUUGAAGCCCUGAUUUUUUUCAGGCUUCUUCUUUCCAAUUGCUUAAAUUGGAAAAUUUAGUGCGAUGAUCAUUCUUCACUUUCAUCUAUAACCGCAGUUCAAAAAUGAAUUAUUUCAUAUAUACUUCACAUUAGUAGAACAGUUUAAAUGACUCACAAGACUGUGCAAAAUCUAUAUUCAGGUGACAGUUUCUAGCAGUUCUCAUUUUUAGAGUCAAGUUUACAGCAAAUGGCAACUGUGAAUUGCACCAUGUCACCAAGUUUUCCUUAAACUUAUACUUUACUGUUCAUUACUUCUACCCCAAAAGUAGUAUCUUCAAGUUAGUUUGUCUAUUGUGAGGUUUUUGUUUUGGACUGUUUUUAGCUGAACUUGUUCUAUUUUGAAAAAUUCUCAACUUGAAUGUGACAUUUGCCGAUUGCGGUAAACAUCACUCCAAAUCUCUCUAUAAUUAUUAUCAUAAUUAUGUGUACAAAUCAUGCUGUACAUGCACAUACUACAACAUAAUCUUGUUCAGUUUUUAUCCUAGUUAUUAUUAUACUAUGGAUAAUGUUUCAGGCUGGAAAUCAUUGAGCAAGUAAAUGAAGCACCGCGAAUUUACACCUUAGCGGUGGCUGAAGUGGUCAGAAGGAGAUCUUUUUCCUCACAGUUUCAAAAGGUACGGAAUGCAUUUGGUUUUACAAGUCAAUAAUCAGAGUUUAAUAUCAUCAACCAAUGUUACUCAACAUAGGUUGACUGUAAUAGUGACCUCUGCACAGGUUUUCAAAUCAUCGGUUACUCAAACUUCAGUCCUAUAUUUAGGAGUACACUUACCCAGCUGAACAUUAUUAUUCCACCUAGUAGGUCUUAUGAAAUGACUAGCUCAGACUGGGCUUAAACCAUUUAGAAUGUAUAAGGUUACAACUGCCUCAGAACUUACAAAGGCCCUUCCUUGAAUUAACUUUCCAAACAAGUUGUUUAUAGUCUAUCCUCUUAAAUCUGGAAAAUAUUAAUUUCACUGUAGUAAAGGCUCAUGUAAUGUUGUUUUUUGUUUUUCUGCAUAGUGGGCAAGCAAGUUAUGUGAGGUAUCCGUCCAGGCAAGAUCAGAGGAAACUGCAAGGAGAGAGGAGUUUGAUGUACAGUUUGGUAAUUAUUAACUGAAACUAUUAUGCAUCUGUUUAUUCUCUUGGUUAACUUCUAUUUAUAAACUGGGUCAAGGACCCACCAGUUUCCAUGUAAUUUUCAAGUUCCUUAAAGGACAUUUUUCAGAGUUCUUUUUUUAGGUAGUGGAUGAGAAGCUGCACUUAGCAUGUUUUUUGAGAGGGUUUUUAAUUAAUAGAAGCUGAAAAAAAUAGGUGUAAUUUAUGUAAUAUGGAAGAAACAACUGAAGAUAACUUGUGUUUCUGUAAAUAAUGCGUAGCAUCAUUAUAAAAUAAGGACCCUUUUAGUGUCAGUAUUUUUACAAAACAUAGAAAAAACCAAAGAGUAAAAGCUGUGGACAAUGCAUUGGUUGAAGAUCACAAAGAUUAUAAAUAUUUCCAAAACAGUGCUCUUAGAUACCAACUUUGGCCUUCGUUUUCUUGGCUUAUAUUUAAUGAAAAUGCUUCAUUUUUGGAAUUUGAGUUCAGGUUAAGAGUACAUUUCAAAUAAGCAACUUUAUAAGCAUGAUCAUUUUUUGACUUUAUAGCAGUUCUAAAUAUACCUUAAAAUAAUGUCAAUUUCGGAUGCAAAAUACUUGUGCUCUUACUAAUGGGAAAGUCCGCAUGAAUUUGAAGUCGCGAAGUGGAACUUCAUUUCACACUUUUCUAUUGGUUAAAAAGGCGCACGUGAUGAUGGAAUUCACUCGGUGGGGAGACUGGUAACCAGUAUAGCCCAACCAACAAACAUGGCGGGUGAUUUUGCUCGGUGAUCUAUAGUUUAGUGAUUUGAAAAAAGCGCUCUUUUUCAGAGCUGAAUAAAAUAUUCCAACGCUUUUGAGGUGUAAGCAGCGAGAGGAAAAAUUUGUAGUAUUUUUUCAAGAAACGAUGACCUUUUAUUAGGCAAAGCUGUGAUGAAAAAUGUGUUGUGGACAUGUUUGGAAAGCUCAGGUAUAAGAAGUUGCACUUUGAAUAUCAAGCUUUCAGUAUCAUGCUUACUGUAGAUAAUUGUUUUGUUCAAGAUUUAAGUCGCAAUAAAUGUUGUAUAUAGGUGCUGGUUAAUGUCAAGAAAUCCUUGUUGUUAUCUGCAAUUAAAGAAAUGAUUAUUAAAAUUCAAGCUGUUCAUUACCUUUGAACACUGAUUGUUUUUCCUAAAAAUAAGCCAAUGUUCUCAAGUUAACAGUGACUUUAAAAUUUUUGGAAUUAUUGAGAAUUCCUGGGAAUUCCCAUAAAAUUAAUUCUCGUCAGUGUUUUCGCAAUUCCCAAUAAUUCCCAUAAAUUCCAAAGACAGUUUCCUCCAAACUUGGAAUUAUUGGGAAUUCCUAGGAAUUCCCUAAAUUUUCACCUAUUCCCAAGUAUUCCCAAAUAUUUCAAGGUUUUUUAUCUUUCCUCAUUUGCAUGUCUUGGAAUAAAUUGGAAUUCCUAGGAAUUCCCAGAACUCUAUGAAUUCAUUUUGCAAGGGAUUGGUUCUGUUUGCCUUCAGGCAUUUAAUGAAUAUCUCAUGUUAUUUAUGAAUAUAAUGAGAACUUAAUUAUUCAGUAAUAUGACUAACCUUUCUAUUUUCCUUUAGGGCAGCACUUCUUGCAGAAUCUUUUUGGUGGUCUGGGCGACAGGCCCUCUAAAUUUUCUGAAAAACCUCCAAGACCCUUUGAUGAACAGCUCCCCAUUAUUACAGAAAGAGAUUUUCAGGAACUACAGGAACAGAUCCCAGAAUUAGCUGCCUAUUUGGAGACUAGCUCUGUUAAUGUCUCUAUGAAAGAUGAAACUGGCAAAGAAAGUUGCCUACAAAUGGAAGAGCUUGAAAGUCUAAACACUUCGUCUCAGUUGCGGGGUUUGUUAGGACGCAGAACUAGUGAUGGUGUGGGAGACCAGAAAACUGCAUCAUUUGCGGAAAUGUCUUCAUCUGAAAAGGCCACUCAAAUGAGUUUGGAUGCUUCCACAAAAGUUGAAUGGUCUUGCGAGAAAGAGGAAAAAACUCCUGUACAAGAACUGCAAGGAAAUCAAUUCUAUUCUACUAUAGGCAUACCAGUUGUUAGCGAAGUGACAAAUGUGGGAAAAGAUACUAUUAGAGAAGAGACUUCACAGUGUGCAGAUGAUGAUAAAACCAAGGAGCGGAAAAAAAGUAGUAGUGAUAGUGCCUCUGAAAAAAGCUCAGGCCUAGAUGAAGAUAGUGAUUCGGUUUUCAGAUCAGCACAUGAAGACUAUGUGACUGUUUUUGGUGCAGAUUUGGCUGUCAAUCUGAGUGAAAACAAUCUCCGCCCAGAUUUUCAACCAGUAGGGGUGCUUCAGGAGGAUUGCACGACACUUCUUGAUGAUGCCAGUCAGACGACAACCCUGGCUAGUUCUGGUUCUCAAAGUUUAACUGAUCACAGCACUCAAACAGAGCAUAGCUCUGAUAGUAAUUUGCUGAUAACAGAGUCUGGCUCACAAGAGUCUUGUGGGAAAGGAUCCCUAGACGUUGAACGUGUUGAGAGAACUGAUCAGCCCAUGGUGAAUGAAAUGGUUGAAAGAUUGAAACAUGUAGAGGAGAAGUUAAGGACGACUCAAGAAUCUUUAGAAAGUGUUAGUUCUCAGAGAGAGAAACUACAUCAUGUGGAUGCGAAAGUUAGAGAUUCUCUCAAGCAAGAGUUCGCGGUUUUUCGUCAGUGUCUUAAUGAAUGUAAGAAAGUUAUAAUAGAUUUGGAAUCAAAGAUGAAAGAGGAUGUUUUGAUUGCUGUUGCUAGUGUACAGGAAAAGGGAGAUUUUUUCAGGGAAAAUGUUAGUGGAAUUGUAAGCAGAAGAACUAGAGACGAAUUUGAGAAAGAACUUGCACAAUUCAGUUCACAGUUGGAACAAGAGAGAAAUAUAUUCCAAGAGGUGAAAUCAAAACUUGAGAUGGAGAAAAGUAAGCUGUUGGAAGAGCUUAAACAAUUACAGACUGAAAAGGAAACAACUGAAUCUUUGCACAAAGAGGAAAUGCAAAAACUGAGUUUGGUUUUGAAUGAAUUCAAAUCCAAACUCGAUGAGCAUGAGGGAGCUGCACAGAAACUUCAGGAGAGUAAAUCACGUUAUGAGGAAGAUCAACAAAUAAGGUUUAAUGCUAUAAUGAUGAAACUGAAGCGAGAGAAAGAGAGUGCCUUGUUUCAAGCACAGGAAAAGAUUAAGGAGCUAACUCAAUGCGUACAGGAACAAGAGGAAAAUUUAAAAUCCGUCAUGAUGGAAAAGGAGAAGGUAACAGGAGAAUAUGAACAGGCACAUGGUGCUUUCCUUGUACGGGAGCAAGAACUUUUGGCAGGUAAAAUUUAAAUUUUCUCUUUCAAAUGGUAGUGUGGGUUCUUCUUGUGUCCCCUUCACAGCCACUGAUCUUACAAGGGGUACUUACCAUUUGCACAUGGGAAAACCAGAAAUUCUGGUUGGAUAAUCAAAUGAUUCCUGCCAUUCCAUUCGAGAUGCUUCAGAAAAUAUGGUCUAUGAAUUAAGGCAAUGCAUUUAGAAAAAAAAAUUGUAAAUUGCUUUUUUACCCACAAAGCACUUAAGAGUUCAUAUGAACUCGUUUAAACGUGUCCAUGCAUUCCAGAUUGAAUUGGAAUUUGGAAGUGUUGGUUUUUCAGGAGAGGAGAAAACUGGAGUACCCAGAGAAAAACCUCUUGCAGCAAAGGGGUCAUGCUCCCAUUUUGGCAAAUUUUAUAGUUUCACAUUUAUGCAGAAGAUUUCCCCCAGGUGUUUUGUGUAAAUGGUAAGCAUCCCAGAUUUUUGUAAUGACCUUGGUUGGUUGUCUAGUCGGGUUGGAUCCUGAGCCUUACAGUGCAGCAUUCCAACUGAGAUAAGUGGGAGUCAGUUAAGGACAAUUUCACCCUUUGGUUCUAACUUUCAUUGAAUUUUGGUUGUCAGCUCUUCAGGAAAGAGAAUCAAAGCUUCAAGAAAGUGAAAUUCUACUGCAGAAAAAACAGGCAGAAUUCAUGGAGCAGAUUGAACAAGAGAAAGCGUCGACACUAGCACUUCUGCAAGUUGAGCGACAAAUGUGGGAAGCAAAGAGAAACAAGCAAGCUGUAGGAAAAGAACAGGAACCUGAGUAAGGGAACUUUUUUGGAAAGUCUUUAAUAUGCUUCCUUGUUUAUUUUGAAUUUAGGUUGCUCUUGCCUUCUCUUAUCAUUUGAAGACUGGCUGCCAUGUUGUCUGAUUUUGUGUAUCUGUUAUAGGUCGAAUGAGAUUUCAGGUUAAUUUUGACUCAACUCAAGUAGAUUUUCGAUUUCCUUUCUUGUACUCUUAGGAGAUAAAAGAAAUUGGGAGGCAACCUAGGUUAAAAAGUGUUAACCUGAAAUCAAAUGACCUGUAACUUGUCCAUCCUUCUGGAAAUUCAAUUCCACUGUCCCUGUUAAUAAUGCUCUCAUGGUCUUCAGUGGCUGACCUUUUAAUGCUACGAGAGUAACAGUGAUAUUUUUAGCCAAUAAACUCAACCUAACCCUGAGGAAGAUGAUACAGGUCAAAAUUGAAUUCUGGUUAAAAUUUUCUUAGGUUGAUUCUCAAUUUCCAGCUAGGUGGUAUUCUUAACCUUGUUUUGUUUAUUUCAGUUAUUUGUUUCUGUCCUAAUUUGCGGGUCACAUAGAUAAACUACUGGGUUACCACUAUAAAGUUAAUUUUUUUAAAAUUUUUUUCCUCAAUUUUUAUAUUAAUUUUACUGAUGUUGCAUUUGACUCUGCAGGUGUGCUACUGAUGCAGUUCUGGAGGAAGACUAUCAACAGAGGAUUAAACUCUUGGAAGAGGUGAGAAAAAUUUUGGUCACCUUCCAGGUUUCUGCCACAGGUUAGAGAAGAGAGGUCUACUAAAGUUUGAGUUUGGAUGAGCAUUAUUUUGGAAGGAAACAAAUUAGACAGAGACAAAAAAACCGUUACCUUCAGAUUGAACCUCUGUAGUAUGGUCACUUAAAUAAGUGUCUCCAUCACAGAAAUAACUGCAUUAAACAGGCAACCAUUGUUUGAAUUAUGUUAUCCAUGGGACCAAGAGAACUAAUUACAUAAAGGUGUUUUUCAUAUCAUGGACGGAGGUGACUUGAGGAGAAGUGUUGAUAUACUUAACUGUUCCUUGAGCCCAAAUGGGCUCAUGAGGCCGAAGGCUGAAUGGGCUAUUGACUCAGAGGCUAUGAGAGUGAGAGGAAUAAUUAUUGUUUUAGUAAAAUCCAACUAGUUGGUCAAAAAAGUAAUAAAAUUAUCAAGACAAAACAACUUAGCUGGCAAAACGUGAUUCACCUGCCAUUGUGUUGGUUUUCAAAGCCGGCGCUUUUCACUACUAGUGGGCUAUAACAUAUAGUCUAGUAGUUGCUCAACCAAUCAGAAUGCAGCAUUGAUGAUAGACCACUAGUUGGAUUUACUAACAACUGAUAUUUUGUGGCUUUAAUAGGAAAACAGGAGACUCACUGAAAGGCCAUCAGGACAAACUGGUAUGUUAUAGUAAUGCUCUGGAGCAGUAUCUUUUUGUCAUACAGUAGGGAAGAUUGUUUUGAGCUUGAUUAUGACUAUGUGUGAAAAAAUUGGUUUUCAAACAGACACAAACAUAGUUAUGCAGCUUUUGGUUGGAUAAGUGAAUGAUCACAAAACAUAUUCCCAGCUCAUGAAAGAUUGCUAAUUGAAAAUUUUUAAUUUUCCAACAACAUAAACUGGGCUACCUACUGGAAAAUUGAAUGGUACUUUUCCUAUCUUGUGCUUUUCUUUGGGGGCAAAACAAUAAAGCCCAUUUAAUAAAAUUUAAUAAGCAAAUUAUUGACAAACACUUACGGAAACCAUUUUCACGGUCAAGGUCUUGAGAAGGGGUACACAAUAUCUGAGGCAACUUAAGUACUUACUAGUCAUAAAUUAACCAGCAAUAAUUGAUAUACAAAUAACUAAUUGUAAAUUGGAAAAGAAAUGCGGGAAAACUAAUGAAAGAGGGCUAUGAGUGGGUAAUAUUGGGGAAAGCGAAAUUUGAUUUUUAUUCUGUCAACGUUUAAAACGUCUGGCUGGCAUCUAGGUGUUUUUUUCAAGUUGGUGGAUUUAUGGUACUUGGAAAUCAUUCGCUUGGUUUGUUAUUAAUUUUGGCAGUGAGUUCUAAUUUGCUUGCUUCAAGCUUACCAUGUUCAUGUAAAGGGUGCAAAGAAAGUCAGUUUAAUUUACACACUGCCAUUCGGGCAAGCUGUAGAUAGCAUGUACUAGCCCACAAGUCAUUUCAACUAGCCCCAAAACCCUUUUUGAUUAGCAGGAUUGAUUACAAUCCUUCUGUUUACUAGAAUUUCCCCCAAAAAAAGCACUUGCACGUUGGGCAAGUUAAGAAAAAAAAUCACCACUAGCCCCAGGCUAUCGGACACAACUUUCUUUGCACGCUGAUGUAGUGUCAAUAAUAUUUUGUGCUUAAAGGUGAGCAGCUGAUUCCUACAGUGUAUAUAUCUGAGUAGCUAAUGCAUCAGUUGUUUUCUAGAAACAUCAUAUGAUUUGCAUGAUAAAGUUUAUUUCUUUGGCUCAACAGGUGGGGAUAGUUCUGUUGAGGAUGGUGGAGAACUGCAGCAAGUAAGACCUACAAUGUUAUACUGGGCCGAGUUGUUCAAAGCCGGGUUGAGAUAACCCAGGGUUAGUGCGAGAUUUGAAUUCAGAUUUGAAAGCUUGAAAAGAAUUUCAGUUUUAAUUCUGUUUGUCUACAAGUUGAUGAUUGAAAGCUCUAGAUAUAACAGAGAAAAAUCCGAGAAAAUGCUUUUGAACACAAGAAGGAGAAACCCUGGUUAAUGUAACCCUGGGUUAAGCGCUAAUCGGCCUUCGAACAACUGGGCCCUGUUGUUUAUACUAGUCGUUGGUUGUUAAAUUUGAUGAUGUCCCACCACUUUAAAGGGAUGUGGACUAAAAGGGAUAAGUUCAUUGCAAAGUAAAAUAUAAACAGAAUAGCAAGUUUGUGCGUUGAUCAGUGGAUAGUUGUGCUUCCUCCAGCAAUUUCUCAUUUUGUGGUUUUUACUUUCCCAGAUGUCAUCCCUUACAACCUGGACAGUUUUGUUUUUCAGUAAUAUCUGGCUGGAGUUUUGAAAAUGUCACUGUGCUUAAGUCCUUGUGGCUCAAUCUCUUUUCUUGUUCAAAAAAUCGCAAAUUUAAUAUUGUUUACUUCCAAGCACUUUUCCUUCUGUGGUGUGAUGUUCAGGCUUGCCAUGCCAUGAAAACCUCACAAUUUGGGCUUAAUAUAAUCCAGUACCCUGUCUGCAAUAUUUUAAUUAGAAGCUGUUGUUUCUCAAAAUCCAGUUAGAUAGUUUUUAAGGUGAGCAUUGUUUAGACAAGCGACAAACUUUUUAAUAUUGUUUCUUUUUUCUAAGGCUUUGGACUCCAAAGAUCAGCAACUUAAAAUUCUCCAGCAGCAACUAGUGAGUGGAAAAGACUUUCCUCCCAUAAAACAGUUAUAAUUACAAUUUGACAGUGAAAUGUGCUAGGACAAAUCAUCAACAGUACAUUGAUUUUAUGUUUUUACAAGUGAACAUUUAAAGAGACUUUUUUAAAACUUUUGAGGGUCUGUUCAUGCAAUCCUGCAAAGUUUGCUAUGACCAUUCAGUUGCAACCUCAUCAGCAGUACUUUCACAUGGUACUAAGUAUUCUUUGUCGUAUGUUGCCAUUGACAACUCUGGAGUCUGUGGAUGAAAUCCUUUGGUAUGACUUUUCAAUUAAAUACCUUUUAGAGUUACUUGGACACUACGUUUCCAAUAUUUUAAGAAACAAAGCAUGAAAGUUUCCUAAAUUUUUAUUUUUUUAUCUUAUAAUCAUGUUGGGAAUAGAAGGGCAAAUUACAAUAAUUAUUUAUUUCUUUGUGAAUUAAUUUUUCAGACUGAGAUGCAGCAAUUAGCAGAUGCAGCAGCAGCCUCAUCAAAGACAGAGAAACUCCCUCUCACAGAGUAAGACUACAAUGCUAUCGUAAUAAAAUUUCAAGUUUGUAUGUUCUCAUUGAUAGUACAUACAGUCGAACCUCCCUUAAGCGACCACCCAAAAUGGUCACUUAUUAAGGAGGUGGUCGCUUACAAGAAUUGAACCACAGGGGGCCUCUACGGAGAAGAGGUCCGGGCACAUCUACUUUAUGGAAGAUGAUUUAUUGCAUGCAAUUUCUAAUUAAGUUAGGCCAUGUGUAGUUUCGUGUUGUUACUUAAAUUCUUCACAUAAGUAGCAUAGUGUACAGAGCAAACAUAGAGAUCAGAGAACAAGUCAAGUGGUCACUUACAAGAGGUUAAAAACAAUGGAAAGUCAUUAAACUUUCAGGCUCAAAAAGUGGCCGCGGUUGCUUACAGGAGGUGGUUGUUUACUAGAGGUUCCAACUGUAAUGCUUUUACUGGGAAAGUUUUGGUGCUUUGGAUAGGCGGUCGCUUGAGGGAGGUGGUCGCUUAUGAGAGGGGGUUGCACAUGGAGGUUCGACUGUACUGAGAAUCAAGGUCAAGAUAAUAAAAUGAUAAUCACUGCCCUGGAUAAUAGACUCAAGGAAGAAUUAGUUUUCUCAAGUUGCCAUGGUAUCAAAAGUUUUUGGAUCUGAACAGUCUGCAGUCCUGCAGAUAUGGCAAGAAAAAAAGAAAAAUUGACCUGAAAAAUUUUAUUGGGAACAAAAAUGACUUUUUCCCUGUGCAUGAUGGUUUUAGUUGGGUUAUGAAAAGCGGCAAAAUCAAUGAUAAAAACAACAGUGUUGCAGUUUAUGUUCAAAGCACCGUGAAAGUGCACAAUCCUUUGUUUUCUGUUGCAUACUUUUCUUCCAUUGUCGGAAUCGAUACAAUCAAAAAUGAAUUCUUUUGAAAUGGCCACAAAAACAUAUAACAUGACGGGUUUAACAAUUAAACAUUACACUCCUCCUCUCUGUUCUUUACAUUUUAACAAACCUUCUGCAGCACAAUUAUGUGAUUAUUAUUUUGUAGUGCUGAUAUUCAAGGGAAAAUGGUUUGAAGGCCUAAAGGUAUUAAUCUGAUCCUGAUCGUGGGUUUACUGUAAAUGGACAAUAAUUAUAAUAUGAGUUUUUAAUAGAAACUAAUCCUUGAUUUGUUCUUUUGUUCAGUUUUCAGAGGGGCGAUAUGAUUCUUCUCGUGUUUGAUGAUCGAUAUAUGAACUAUUGUGUAUUAAGUACAGGGCAGACCUUGUUUUUCUUACAUCCUGAUUCUAUGGCUGGACUAGAUAUUGCAACACGUGAGUACCAUCAAUGAACUCAGUUAAAUCCUCAGAUUAACAUUAUGAAAGUGAAGAAUGAUCAUUGCAGUAAAUUUUCCAAUUUAAGCAAUUGGAAAGAAGAAGCCUGAAAAAAAAACUCAGGGCUUCAAUGAGAUUCGAACCCAUGACCUCCGCGUUACUCUACCAACUGAACUAUGAAGCCACACAUUGGGAGGAGGUUUUUAUUGAGUUCAUAUCUCCUGUGAGGAGUGAAAUGAUGUGAAGUAUAAUGAAAUAAUUCAUUUUGAACUGCGGUAGUAGAUGAAAGUGAAGAAUGAUCAUCGCAGUAAACUUUCCAAUUUAAGCAAUUUUCGAAUCCCAUUGAAGCCCUGAUUUUUUUUCAGGCUUCUUCGUUCCAAUUGCUUAAAUUGGAAAAUUUACUGCGAUGAUCAUUCAUCAAUUUCGCCUACAACUGCAGUUCAAAAUGAAUUGUUUCAUAUAUACUUCACAUCAUUAACAUUAUGCUUUAAAGUAAAACUUUUGUCAUUAUUGUUAUAAUAAGUAAGUGUUCAGAAUGGCCAGGUCCAAAUCGUUAACCCUGGGGAACAUACAAGGUGCUUUGUUAACCUGGUUGUCAGUUGAAAGAAAGUUCUCCUAUCUAAAAUAUAAUACAUGUAAAUUUAUGCUGCUCCCGGCAACAUUCUUUUUUCAAGUUUCCUGGAUUUUACUUUAUGAGCUUAUCUGAAUCUUUUUUUUGUUACAAUGCACCUAUCAUGAUGAUGAUGAUGAUUUUACAAUUUAAUGAUGAUAUGUAUCAUUUUCUUUGCAGGUGGCCCUCUAAGAAGGUAAGACUGCACUCAAGUGAUGAUGUUCUUUCCUCUAUAACCUUUAACACUUUCACUCCUUCAGAGGCCAAAAAUAAAAAAUUCCAAAAAAAAUCCAAAUUUCUUUUUGUAAAGUCCUGAGAAUUAGUAUCAUUUAAAAUACAGUACUGUUAAAGAGGUACGUUUCAUUUGAAUGGUAACACCAAAAGUUAGACAUGACAAAUAAAAUCAUCCCAGCAUAAGUCAGUCUAUUUCCUUGAAUAGGCACUGGGUGCUUAUAUAAAUUGUCGGCUAAAAGAGGUGACACUUGUUGGAAGGAGGGUGCUUAAUCAAGGGGUUGCUAAUUAACCCUUUAAGCCCAGAUAUCCACUUACAAAUUCUCCAAAAUAAUAAUCAUACAUCUCCCUUAAGAAUUAGUUUGAGAGAAUUUGAUAAUAGAUCAAAGCAUUUUCCAUUUAGUGAUCAGUUUUUUAACUCUCAUAACCAUUAUUUUCUCUUGGCAACAUAUGGGUAUUUUUAGGAGAAAAUUGAUGUUGAUCAAUAUUGGGACUUAAAGGGUUAAGGUUUCCUCCUGUUGUUAAUCAAUCAUACCAUAGUCCUGUUAUGCAGUUUACACACAUAUAAAUGUUGAAGUUGAAGCUUAAAAAGUUAUCAAUUACCGGUAAGUGGCAAUAAGAAGAGGUUUUCCUUGUAUCCUUACUAUCUAAGAAAGUGAUAGGAAACGGGCAGGGGCAUUUAUUAGAGAGGGGCGCUUGUUUGAUAUUUUGGCCUAGGUAGUGGGUGAUUAUUGGGGGAAGGGUGCAUAUUAGAGUGUGGGCAAUUAUUCAAGGAAAUAAUUUUAGGGUAUGUCAGUUCUACAUCUGUUUAAGUUUUGCAGCUCCAAUAUUCAUAGUGAUUUUUAUGUGGCCCACUUCAAUAUUGGUAUUUAUUCAUUGUGUCAUUAGACCAUGGGUGUUAGCACAAAUGACGGAUAAGGAGUAUUGUCAAGCUAAAAAGGUAUGUCAGGAUGGCCUUAAAUAAUAUUUCUAUUUUAUCAAAGAAUCAGCUGGUAGAGAAAGUUUUUGCAUAACAAGAAUCACUGAUUUUUUAGUGAAUUCAAGAAAAGAAAAAGGAGAGCCAUCUCUUUCCAUCUCCUUGGGGCACUCCUUGCCCACCUUGGGUUUACUGUUUUACAUUUUUUUUCUUUUCUGCGUCAACCCAAUAAGUGGACCCAUGUCUUUAUUUGAGAGAGUUUUUACUGAGAAGUCUUAUAAAAUAAAUUACAAUUUCAGAGGAGGGGGAGGGGUGGGGGUGACCCCUUGGUACCCCUCCAAAUCCACCCAUACUAUAGUGUCAAAUAGCAAUAAUAAUAAUGAAGACAAUGGUUUCAUUCAAUAUUUAGAAUUCGGUUCAUUGAUUACAGGAAUUUUCACUUCAGCUUCCUAAAAAUCCCGCUGCUGCACAGGCAAUUACAUCCCUUAUUUUGGAAGAGAAAAGUAUAUCAGUUUAUUUAUCAUCUUCCUAAUUUUCUUAUUCUACAGCCAAACAACAGGUUUAAUGUUCCUGUUGGAACAAAAUUUUACAGAAUAAAAGCCAUACCAUGGGAGAGGUAAACACUAAGAACGAGGUCUCACUCUUCCACGAAUUUAAGUUUGUUAGAACCCGAUCAAGCUGCUGGCAUUAUUGUUCUUUUCUAGAUGUGUGAUUAUGAAAGGGUGCCUUUCUCAGGUUUCUGCCAAUGUUAUUGGUACAAAAAGUGGUGUGCCUUUAAAAUGUAUUGUUAGUUAGGCUUUAAAAUUAUUAUACGUCUGCAUAUAUUUUAUAACCAUUUGCUAUCUUUUCUAGUGUAUAAGUACUUUGAAAAAUCAAUGGAAUCAAUUUCAUUACAGAAAAUAAUUUACGUGAACAGUAAUAGUCAAAUUUUAUUUAACCCUUACAGCUAUUCUAUUGGAAGAAAACUAUAAUCUAAGGAAUAUGGUGAAUGGCUCUUUGUCCCUAGGUGAUGUUACUACCGGGUUUGUCCUUCAUACAAAAAUGUAAUACUCAAUUCAUCCUAUAAGAAAGGCACUGUAACAUUUUGCUGCAGGGUGCAUAAAAUUAAUUUGUCAUUUUUAACAGCUCCGAAUCUCAGUAAUCUUCUCAACUCUGCCAUUAAUACAUUUUUGCAACAUUCUAUUAAUAUUUUGAGUGCAAAGCCUGAAUUAUUUUUUGGUGAAACAUGUUGGGGUUGGUCCUUUUCUACUACUGUUUUGCUUCUGUACAAUUUCAUAUUAAAGAGAGAACGCAGCUUGUAGGGCGAGAUUAAGGGGAAAAAUUAGCUUUUUGUAGAUACCUUUAACCAUGACUUAUAAAACUAGUUUAUUGAAUUUUUGCCAAAGUGAAGAUGAAUGUUAUGUUUUCUUCCUUUGAGUGAAGCUAAAAAGUGGGCUUCAUGAUUGUUUACACCUCUGUAAAAAUAGAGAAUUGGAAUUAAAUGAAAAUUUUGAAGACUUCUUGGGGUCUGGUG
Messenger RNA from Porites lobata, 25678 nucleotides. NCBI's taxonomy places the organism in Eukaryota, Metazoa, Cnidaria, Anthozoa, Scleractinia, Poritidae. The record is from the annotation of a GenBank genome assembly.